CCUAUCAAUUCAAAAUCAACCAACCAUGUCUUUUAUAUUCGACUCGCGUCCUCCUCGACCCCAACCAGAUCGAACCCGUCACAACCCUGCUCAACCCAACUUCCCUCCUCAAUCCGAAACGGAAACCCAUUACUUCUCUCCUCAACCCGAACCAGCUCGAGCCCAUCGCCGUGGAACCCGAACCCGUCGCUACACCCAAAUGGUCCAAGAGAGCCUAACAAGCCGGUUCGCAAGAUUCAUCUGCUCAUUCUUCCUCUCUCUUGUCUUUGUCGUUGGCCUAAUCUUCUUCAUUUUGUACCUCAGCCUCAGACCUCAUAGACCCAGGUUCUAUCUCAACUCAUUCACAUUGAACCAAACGGGUUCGGCUUCAUUCAACAUCAUUCGCGACCGAAACGCCGAAGAACCAAAAAGUAUUUGGUAUCUGACUACAAGCGACAUGAGCGCCGUUAAUUAUACUAUUUUGAUCAAGUUAUUGCAUGCAGGGACGGUCAUGCAUUCGUUCUAUCAGGAACCGAAGAAAACUACGAAUAUUGAAGCACAGCUGGCGGGUAAAGGGAAUGGGCCAGUGCUGAGUCAGAUUAGCGGGAACCAGUCGACAGGUGAGGCUCAGUUGAGGCUGGAGCUCUUGUCGAUUAUAAGGUUCAAGGUGAAGACUUGGGAUACGCAUGAGCAUAAGAUGCACGUGAGUUGCGAGUUGGCUGUGGGUGCUGAUGGGAAUUUGCUUCCGCGGUAUGUGGGUGAGAGGUGCGAUAUUUAUUUCUGAGGGCGGUCUGGGGAGGUUUCGUUUGGUGUUUGUUUGAUUUCUAAAAUUUGUUUGGUUUGUGUUAGCGAUUUUUCUUAAGCGUUUGCUACUUGGAUGUCAUUGGUCUUAAUUAUUAUUCCUAUCUUCUUGGGCUG
Messenger RNA from Asparagus officinalis (garden asparagus), 897 nucleotides. Its product is annotated as NDR1/HIN1-like protein 13. The coding region runs from base 26 to 763 and encodes 245 amino acids. Gene Ontology annotation, biological process: defense response to other organism. The transcript has a single exon. Lineage: Eukaryota; Viridiplantae; Streptophyta; Magnoliopsida; Asparagales; Asparagaceae. The record is from RefSeq and is a predicted model, not a curated record.